Messenger RNA from Telopea speciosissima, 684 nucleotides. RefSeq lists its product as uncharacterized. The coding region runs from base 1 to 684 and encodes 227 amino acids. The record is from RefSeq and is a predicted model, not a curated record. Lineage: Eukaryota; Viridiplantae; Streptophyta; Magnoliopsida; Proteales; Proteaceae. The transcript has a single exon.
AUGACUGAUUCUGCUCAAGAGACAGUAGCUUCUUCAAUCCCUCCGGCUACGUUGCUGAUCUCUUCUCCAUAUUUCUUACAUUCGAAUGAUCAGCCGGGUGCAUCACUUGUUACUCCACAAUUAGAUGGUGACAAUUAUCCGACAUGGAACCGUUCCAUGUUGAUGGCUCUUGAAGCCAAGAACAAAAUCAGUUUUAUUGAUGGCUCUCUUCCGAUUCCGGCAACUUCAUCUGCAGAUUAUGCUCACUGGGUUCGUUGCAACAGCAUGGUCAAGUCCUGGCUUGUACACUCCACAAUCCCUUCCAUCUCCCAUAGUAUUCUAUGGAUUGACUCCGCACACGCCAUAUGGACUGACCUCCAAGAUCGGUUCUCCCCAAAGAAUGCACCGCGUAUUUUUGAGAUACGUCGUGCACUUUCCACUCAUGUCCAAGGCAGUGAUUCGAUAUCAGCAUACUAUACCAUCGUCAAAGGUUAUCGCGAUGAACUGCUAUCUUACCGUGCUCUUCCCAACUGUUCUUGUGGAGCUCUCAAAACGCUGCAAGAUUUUCUGAAUACCGAUCACUUGCUUGACUUCCUUCAAGGCUUAAAUGACAAUUAUGCGGCUGUGCGCAGCCAAAUACUGCUGAUGGACCCUUUGCCCACUGUCGCCAAGGCUUACUCACUGCUCUUGCAAGAAGAGCGCUAG